AUGCAUCAUGCACGACUUUGGCAUACAGAAACAGUGCUAGAAAAUGGAAAAGUAUUAGUUACUGGUGGAAUAAAUAAUGAUACUUAUUUGAACAGUGCUGAAUUGCAUGAUCCAUUGACAGGCACAUGGACAAUAACUAACAGUAUGAUUAAUAGUAGACAUUGGCAUACAGCUUCGGUAUUAUUGAAUGGAAAAGUUUUAGUUAGUGAAGGAACUGAUAUUUAUUCAAGUAAUACUGAAUUGUAUGAUCCAUCAAUAGGAAUUUGGACAGAAACUGAUAAUCUGAAUGUUGUACGAGAGCAUCAUACAGCAUCAGAAUUAUUAGAUGGAAAAGUAUUAGUUACUGGAGGAACUGCUAUUUAUUUAAGUAGUCCUCAAUUGUAUACUGAAGGAAUAGCAAUUCAGAUGAAAACUGUUAGUGAAAAUGAUACACAAAUAAGAACACGGGCUAUAACUGGUAGCAUGAAUAUUGGUCGAUAUGCACAUUCAGCAUUUUUAUUAACAAACGGAAAAGUGCUAAUUGCUGGAGGAAUUCAUAGUGGUACUAUUUUGAAUAGUGCUGAACUUUAUGAUCCAUCUACAGAAACAUGGAAAACAACUAGUAAUAUGCAUAAUGAACGAUAUGAUCAUAAAGCAUCCGUGUUAAGAAAUGGAAAAGUUUUAGUCACUGGUGGAGAAAUCGAUAAAAAUUUAUACAAUGCUAAAUUGUAUGAUCUAUCAACUAGAAUCUGGGCACAAACUGAUAAAAUGAACAAUGGACGACUUUUGGCAUACAGCAUCUGUAUUAAAAAAUGA
Rotaria sp. Silwood1 is the source of this 795-nucleotide messenger RNA. The record is from the annotation of a GenBank genome assembly. NCBI's taxonomy places the organism in Eukaryota, Metazoa, Rotifera, Eurotatoria, Philodinida, Philodinidae.